UGGCCUCAUUUGGUUUCUGUCUCUUUUGCUUUCCUGUUAUGCUGCCGAUCUGUGCCAGUUAACAAUUCUGUAACAUUUUCUAUAUUCCACAUCCUGUUUACUACUGGUGGGUUUGUGCUUGAAGUCCUUCACUGUAUUUCCAACUUCAUGCUCAUUCCAUGUGAAACUUGACCUGACCGCUCAUCUGGACUCUGCUUCAUCCUUUGACAGUCGACUUCACGAUGGAUAAUCCACCUCUGCGCUCCACUGUGUUUUGAUCUUUUCAGUUUUACAUGUCUCGCUUUUUUGGAUUUGGAAGUGUUGCUAUGGAAACCAAGUCAACAUUUCUCGUGAGCUGGAUUAUUAAUCUGAAACACUUGCUGUAAAGUACAUCUGGCAUCCUUAUUGACGUGAAGUGAAACCUACAAACCAAAUUGGUUGUGCGUCUUUUCCACCACUAGGGGGAGCUCAUGGUUUAUGAAAGUGUUCCUGGCUUGUAAAGUAAAGGUGACUUUACCUGCCAUGCACCUCGGUAGUAGCUGGCGUAUUGAUCUCUAAAGCGCUCCAGAGCUACACCUUUAUUUAGACCGACUUAAAAGCAGUGAGCAGGAUCAAUCUCAACUCUUCCCUGCAUUUAUAGAGAAAUAAAGCAAGAGCAGAUUUGAUUCCUGGAUCAGUUUGUGGUGAGGAGGAGACUGCAGCUUGUGGAGUAAAAUGUUAAAUGCAGCAAGCACAAAGUUCUUUUGAAAAUCGCAGUUGUAGCAAGCGCAUUGGUGCCAUUUCUUUAAAUAGCAAAAACACUUAAGUUUUUUUUCUUGUUUACUUCUGAGCAUCUCUCGCUUUGCAUCAUCAGUAAUUUGAAGCAGAGAGAGAAGUUCAUGCUCAAUUCUCUCUGGAAUAUGUUGAAAUGCAAAGAGACUGCAUAAUUUUAGAUGGAUGUGUAGCUUAUUCAAGUUUAGAUUCCCACUGCAGAUGAAAUAUGGGAAGUUUGUUUUAGUAUACAGGGGUUGCAUUUCUUUCUCUUACAUGUCGGUGUGAGAUUCUCGGGGUUUGAGUAUAACUACCAGGACAUCACACUGUCGACACCAAAAUGUGAACAUGAAAAUCAUAUAAUCGUAACGCCUAUAAAAACUAUUAGUCUUUCUGCUGCUAAAUCUAUGCAACAUGUUGAUUACAAAUAUAAUGUAUUUAUUAAUUAACUUUUUUGCUGUAGUUUUAAAACGGCAAUGGAUGGUUCGUCAUUUUCCAGUGAGUAAUAUAUUAAAUAUUUAUAGGAUUAGCCAGGAGAAUAUAUCCAUUUUUGGGGAGGUGGGUUAUGAUAGUCUGUCGGAACAGACUCCCAACCCCAUAAGUGUCAAAUUUGCAAAUUGUUUGACCUUAUUGACAACAUCAAGAAGUUAUCUUAAAUAUUGAUUACAAAGUGAUCUGAGGCAGAAACGGAGACGGUGAGGCAAAGCUCCAUGAAGGUGGAGGUCAAAGUCCAAACCAUGAAUUCCUCCCAUCUUUUGUUUUUUUACAAUCAAUAAUAUAAUUUUGCUUCCUGUCAUCCAUUGUAAGCAAAAGUAUACAACAAAUGGUGGGAACUCUAUUUCAAGGAAACCGUGUGCACCUCAGUGAAGUACGAGAGAGUUUGUAUGACCAAACCUUGACGUCCUGAAUAACCUGGAAAAGGAGACGUUUUAUGAUUUCACAAUUUAAAACAAAAAACAUGCAGUUUUUAAAAUUCAACAGAUGGUGACCCUGGCAUGACUGCGAGAAAAGAUUUUCGACCCAGCAUGAUCGUGAGUCCAGAAAAGUUGAGGGAAACAACCUUUGAGUCAAAUUACUCCUUUUAGUAAGAAAGGGAAACCUGAAGCAACCUUGAGUCAGCUGACCGACCCUGAAAUGAAAGUGCUGCGGUAUCACAGUAUACACAGAAACAACAAUUGCUUAAUAAAGACAUUGUAUCAGAAAACACAGACAUCAUUCAACUGGAACAUCUCGAGCAUUCAGUUUCUUUGUCAUGCAUUUGAGAAAAACGCGUGGUGGCCCGCUUUUGGCUGGCUGACUAUCGGUGUGGGUCAGCCUGGCAUUCAUAGACCCGUUUCUCCUUUGUGCCUUCUAAAUUUGGACCCUCGAUUAGUCCCUUGCUCCUAUCCAAGCACGGCUGAAUGAGCCCAUUUGAAAUGGUAAUUCAGCCACAUCUGGAAACGUUUACGUUAGACCAGCGGUCUCUAAUCAACAAAAUACCAGCAGAACUCCCAAGGCCAUGCAAAUGUGAACCUGCUAGGUAUUCAAAGGGGUUUGGGAGAGUGGGGGGUUAGGCUCAACAAUUGGUUCAAGUUGUGACCCAAUCAGUUCCUGCCACAGCCAGAUGAGUCAAUGAGACCAUUUCGAAUACUAUGUGGGACCUGGAAAUCUAAUGAUUGAUUGCUUUUUUUUUUUCUUUUCUUUUCAGUGUGCAGCUUGGAACCGCGUUCACAAUUCAUCCUUGAUGCCGCGUCCUUGUUUCAGGGCAAUCAGAGUCUUAACCAGCUGUAAGGUUUAAGAUUGAACACCCCUUUAAAAGAGGACGUAUACCCAGAUUUAAGCCGCCUAAAUACUGAAUCGGCCGAGUAUUGUUUAGUCAGCUUGCACGAGAUUUGGUUUCACUUUCAGAGUGACACAGACGAGGAAAAAGCCUGGAACGGAGGUGAGGGAUGUCUUUAGUGUAUAGUGGCUCCAUUUAGGAGAACCACCAGGAGACAAUCUACCUGUUUAUAUAUGCACGCCUCAGACAGAUGUUGAAUAAUUCAUGCACAGAGGCGGACAACAUGCAGCUGUAUUUGGGUUGAGGGGGGCGAGGGGUGCAUGGGCUCUUUCUCUGCUAGAAUAUGCACGGCCCAAAUUAUAGGCAUUACUUUGCAAGGAGAGAAAAAGUAGGCCACUUUGCAUAAAGGAUCUAACAGAGAUGGAAAAUAAAAUGGGAAAGAUGGAGCUGAAGGAAGGUUCGGUUAAAGUUGGAUGAUGGGAGUAGUCAUUAGGAAUGUUUUUUUUUUUUGCUUAUGGAAAGAUGCAUAAUACCAUAUAAGCUACUUUAUUAUUUUUUUUCAAACAAGGUAAAAUGUACCAGUCUUCUAAUAUAUUUUUUUAAAAAACUGCCAUUUCCCCCAUUGAGAAUGCAAAUGAAAUUGCUGCAAACAGUUUCUCUGAAUCAAUUCUCAUCUUGCUGAGAGUGAAUUGAUCUUCGCUGGAGAUCAUUCUGCGCAAGACAGCUUGUCAACACAUGUUAGAAACAGCGUGGCGCACCCUGUGGAAGCGGCGUGUAACAAUGCACUUACAGCUUCAUCCACCUCCCCGUGGAGGUGGGGGUCUGGGGGCAAACUACAGAAAGAUGCUGUUUCUGCUCAAGAAUCUGUUCACUGCAGGUGCAGACAGUGCUGGAUUUUGCUAUGGGCCACUUGGCUCUCUGCCCUGGGCGGCAUGGUGUAAGGAGAGGUGCAAAAAUGUUUGUACCUUGAAGGACUUUUUUGUUUGUUUGUUUUAUUUUUUCUAUAAAUGUCUUUGAAGUUAAAAUACCUCCAAUCAUUUAGAUCAGACAAAAAUGAAAAUUUGUAAGCCCACCUCAAGAAAGAUGUGUAUUUUGCUUCAUUUUUCCGUAGAUAGCCAGUUCAUGAUCCUCCACAUCUCCUUGAUUUUUUUUUUUGUGUGUGUUUUUCUAGUGAUAUUUUGCCACCUACAGGCAUGGCAUAGUUACUGCAACAUUUUUUGUCUUUUUUUUUUUUUUGUAGGACAUUUCUAGUAAUGACGGACUUUUUUUAAAAAAGAACAAAGAAAAAAAAAAUCUUGGAAAUGAUUUUUUUGAUUUUUCUCUCUACAAGGCCUGCACACCUAGAAGUUGUGUAACUAACCAUUGAUCUGUUCUCAUUUUCACGUGUGAGAGAAACGUUUUUUUGGGGGGGUAAACCAACAAGAUCGGCUCCAGUCCCGAGGACCAUGUCUUUCUGGUUGCACAUAUGGUUGCGUGUGGAGGGGGAAGAAGGAGCGCCGCAGUUCGUUAAUACCUGUCAGGAGGUUUGCGGCUCUCGAGUUUUAAAUUCGGCACUCUGUCUGGUUGCCAUUUGGGCCCUAAUGGACUCUAAUGAAAAAUGACUCCACUGUUGCGGCGAUCCUUCAGAAGGUCUUCUCCUUCUUCCUCCUCUCUCAAGCAGAUCCCCGGGUAUAGCGGCAGGAAAUGUGACUGGCAUCUGAAUUUUGAAAUGAUGUCCAUUUCAAAAACGACAAAUGUCAGUUGUUAAUGAAAAGUUGUUUUUUAAAAAAAACCAAAAAACAUAAAGCAAUGUCACUGUUUUUAACUGUUAGUUUAUGAACAUUUUUUGUCUUUCUGUUGUAUCUUUUUAAUUUGUAAUUAUUUUGUAGCAAUUAAUGAUAAUAGAGCUCUUUGAUUGGACGCCCCAUGUAGCUGCAUUGUUCGUUUGUGCCUCAGGCCGGAUCUGGAUAAGAUUUGGUACCCUCUAUAGUGAGAUUCAGCAUACGUUUCCAUUUGAGCGCUAAUGCCACUCAUUUAAAGAACAAAAAAAAAAACAACACGUAAUUAUGGCGCAUUUUACGUUAAUUAACUUUUAAUGAGUGUUUAAUGACUUCUACGCGCUCUCCGUUGUGUAUCGCCAGGGCGCAGUGAGUCAGCCGGCCCCUGGUCCCCAGAGGAAGCGCGGGCCACAAGCCCCGCCCGCUCUGAAAGAGAAGCGAGCGCUGGAUGGAGAGAGAAAGAGAGGAAGGGGAAGGGGGAGGAUAGAGAUGGAGCGGGUUACUUUACACCAAAUCAGGGUUUCAGUGAGUAACACUGCCGCCAUAGGUGGAGGUUGCAGAGAAGCAUGCUGGGAUUAAAGCUGUGACUGAACCCGACGGGCUCCCCGCUCGCACCUGGUCCUCGCCGUGACGCACAGGUUACCGGAGUCACGUUGGAGCGGAGCCGGCGGCGGCGGAGGGAUCAACCAAGUUUGGGAUGCAGUGAGAGAGUCUGAGAGAGGAUGCUCGCGCCUCGCAGUUCUUAUUGCGCUUUAAAUUUGGACGGAAAAUAAGGUCGCCCGCGUGGGAUGCGGAAGGGUCAGAUUUUUGUCUGGCGUGCGUCAGCCUUAGACAUCUCUAGAAAUAUGCGCGGAUUUUGUCUUGUUCGCGUCGAGCAGCGAGGAGAUCACCGAUAGAAUCCCAAAUCCGUGGAUGAAUUUUGGAGAAGGACCUGGAAGAGGGAGGAGGGCGUGGGGGGAUCUGAUCCAAUGUGGCGCAUCCACCGCUCUUGACUGCGCGUAAUGGGGAGAAAAGUUUUUUCGGACGCGCUCGCAAAUAACAUGUGAAUCCCGCUCCUUCUGAACGCAGCCGACGAAGUUUCCGAGUGAAUUUCAAACCAUCCAUUAUGACUUGAAACACCCUCGGGGUGAUCGGGACUCCAAUCAAACCAGUUAGCGAUCCCCGCACCGCCAAAGACGCGCAGACGGACGUUCAUGAUCUAGACAAGAGAGGAAUUCUGCAGCAGCGGCAGCCACGCAGUGAAACCAGCCCGAUCCGCUUUAUCAGAGAGAGGUUCCGUUCGGAUGGCUGUGAUGCUGUACCAGCUUGGCCAGAGGUGUGUGAUGGAGCUGGUGCUGCUGACCGUCCUGUCCUGGGUCUCCGUGUGGGCGGAGGAGAAGAUCAUAUUUGACAGACACGCUGUUUACUGGAACAGCUCCAAUCCCAAGUUCUGGCACGGCGAGUACAGAGUGGCAGUGAACAUCAACGACUAUCUAGACAUCUACUGUCCUUACUACGAGGGUCCUCCAUCCCACGGGCGAAUGGAGCGCUACAUCCUUUUCAUGGUCAACCACGAAGGCUACACUUCCUGCCAGCACAGGAUGCGCGGCUUCAAACGCUGGGAGUGCAACCGCCCCAGUGGACCCGACGGGCCCCUGCGCUUCUCAGAGAAGUUCCAGCUCUUCACGCCCUUCUCGCUGGGCUUCGAGUUCAGGCCCGGACACGAGUACUACUACAUCUCGUCUCCUCACCCAAACCAUGUGGGCCGGGCAUGUCUAAAGCUGAAGGUGUAUGUCAGACCUCCAGAUGGGUCGGGAUAUGAUUCUCCGGAGCCGUUCCUGACUGACGGAGGUCCGGGCUCCGGCGCAGGCUGGGCGGUUCUGUUAGCGGCUCUGGCCCCGCUCGUCCUGGGACCCGUCUUCAGGCUGUGACUACCCCACCCCCGUCUCCCUCCUCUUUCCGGAGCGUCCAUCCUGGGAUGAUGGGCUGGGCUGGCUGUCCCUCUAAAUCCACCACCCCUCAGGGAAGCCCUUUGUCCUCCACUCUCCUUCUUCUUCCCACCUCCACCUGCAGUAUGACCACCAACCACCCUCCACUGCCAGCCCCCUUUUAUGGCGCCCAGCCACAGACACCCUUUCCUGGAUUACCUGCAAUGUUGUUGGGUUUUUUUUAAAGCAGUCUGGGAAGCUACCCUUCCUUCUCUUAUCCCUGAAUCCUCGGUGGAACAGCACCUUUUAGCUGAAAACACAAGAGAAAUGUCUCAGCACUCAUAUCAGGGGGUCCUUUUUUGACUUUUGACUCUUGCCCACUGAUGGGGUUAGAUGUAGCCAUGGCUAUGAUUAAACUUGUCAUUCCAGUGCAGUCCCUAUCCUCCGAUCACGGCAGGGGGUUUGGGAGGUGAGAGGGGCAUCGUACGAUAGGCCUGAAUGCACAAAAAUUGGUUUUUUGCUGCUUCCUCGAUCUAAGAAUUGGAAGUGGCCAAGCUCGCAUUGAAAUUUGAAUUCAAUAGGACGUAGACCAUCUCCAAAGUGCAAUGAGGAUAAGAGUAAUUACGAAGAGAGCAGGAGAAAAGUGACCUGGACUUUGCUGUGAUGUGAAAAGAAAAGUGUGAAAGAAUACAGCUGAGAAAAAAAAACCCAAUAAGGCAGAGUGGGAAAUGUAACUUACUGCAGUGCCCAGGAAACUUCUUUAUACACCUUGAGCUUUUUACAAUUUCGUAAUCUCCAACCUCAAGUUUUAGUGUAUUUUCCUGACAUUUUAUAUGAUAGAGCAAUGCAAUAUAGCACAUAACUGUGAUGUGGAAGUAAAAAGCAUAUGGUUUUAGUUUUUUUAUAAAUAAAAAUAUGAACAUGUGGCAGGUGUUUACGUUCUCCUACCUGUAUUCCAUCUUUCUCUUCAAGUUUUCUGGGGUUGUAGCUCUGCCAGCUUUGCACAUCUCUACAACAGUUUGCCUCAUUCUUAACUGUAAAAUACCUGCAGUUCAAUUAGAUUGGAUGAAGAGUCUGCAAACUUGAAAUUUCAAGUCCUGACACAGAUUCUUAAUUGCAUUUAGGUCUAGACUUUGACUGGGUCAUUCUAACACGUGAAAACUUUGAUCUAAGCUCCACCAUUGCACUCUCAAAUACUCUGCAGCUUUUUCUUGCAUGUUAGCAUAGUUGGACACUCAUCUUUUGAUAGAUUUGGUUUCUUUCCAUAAUCGGAUAAUGGACUGAAAGAGCUCUGUGAGAAGAGAACUGAAUUCUUAUCGCUGCCGCACUCUUCACAUUUUUAUGCGCAAAAACAGUUGGAACAAUUAUACUACUCUGUGUUGCUCUAGCACAUAAAACCCCACUAAGUCACAGCAAAUUUGAUGUAAUGAGACAAAAUGUGAAAAAGUUCAAGUGGUAUAAACACCUUUGACAAAACACUGCAAGCUGUGUGCGUUCGCUACGAUUUUCCAGGAGCUCUGACUUUGCAUUUUGGCGACAAGUAUAACCAUAGCCUGUUUUAACGGGGCGGGGGAUUGGGUGGGAUGUCAUGGGUGGGUUUGGUGGGAUGUAGAUUUUCAGGUGGGCUGUGUUUUGUCUUUUAUGUGUUUCUAAACAAAGCAUUUAUCACGGCCUGGCCUGCACAGGCGUAUCCAGCACUAGCUAAUGUUGUCUGGGUCGGGUGACUUUUGGAACCAGGACUUUCUCUUGUAUGAAUGUACCACUGGCCACCCACCUGUUUGUUGUUUUCUUUGUGUUUUUUUUGUUUUCUCCGUAUUGUCAUGACUGUGGUCACUUACAGUACCUUCUCUCGGAUUGGCAGGAUUUAUCAAUGGCUCUGAGAUUCGACGAGAAGGCGGGGGUGAAGGGUGGGAGGGCAGGUGAGAAAAGGAGGCGACACUCAAGUUGCAUGACCACUGUGAAACCUUCAGAUCAAACUUGUUUCUAUUGAUAUAUUUUUUCAUGGUAAGAAAAAACAAAAUCAGAAAACAUCCCGCUUCAACUCUUUUGCUCUCCCUGAGACUUUUUCAGACAUCAAAGGCGGGGUGGGUGGGGGUAAUAUUCAGACUCCUUCCUCACAUAGUUUCUCCUGUCUGGGCUCUCAGUCGUUGAUGGAUUAGCUUGGGCUGGAAAGAUAAAUGGACCCGCAGGGCGAAACUGACUGGAAAUCGGCCCCCGAAGCCCAACUCGGAUCACGACGGACGUAAACAAGGACUGAAGCUGAUCCCGGGUCCGGGGGGUUAAACCAAUAAGGGAAGCACAUAGACUGUGGCAAAUGAGGCGAGGUGUGUGAGCGAGCUGUGUGUGAGGUAGCAUCACAAAAACACACAUAUGCACACCCCGACGACAUACACACACACACACAAACACUUAAAGCGACAGUGAAAGCCCGCACGGACAAGAGCGAGCAGUCAAAGAAAGAGUGUGUUUGAUGGGACUCAAGCAUAAAGAGUAAGCACUGUGAACACACGCACGCACACACACCCACCCAUGUAACAAUCCAUAAACAGAUAACCACACUUGCCAGCAUACAUGCAAAAAAAAGAGUGCAGUUGUAGACAUUUACAAAGACAUGCAAAGGUGUACAAAACACAAACAAGGGGAAAUGCUUGUUCCCCUAUUCCAUCUUAUUUUUGUAGCAUUUAAAAUCACUGUUAAUUACUCCUUGGUGGAAUGCAGUGAUGGGGUUAUCGCCUCAGAAGGAUUACAACAACAACAACAACAAAAUGUGUCUUCUCUUCUUCUGUUCCACUGAUGCUGUCCCUCUAUCGUUUCUUCUUUUUCUCCGCCGGUUCGUGAUCCACGGUUGGUAGAGGCUCCAGGUCUGAGCGUCAUGUAUGAGUUUGUCUCCUUUUCUGUUCGUGGUGUUUUUAGGGCGGGCCUUCGCCGCCGGGGUCGCUCAGUUGGGACGGUGGCGUACGCAGAGGUCGGCUCGGGGAGAGAAACACACAAAUAAAGAUUGUCUUUUGUCUACUCGAAAACAACCCGCCUGAGUGGAAUUUCUUCAGUGGAAAUGUGAAUUCAUUCUCGUUUUAUGCAUUUCUCCCCCCAACCCCCCGCGCCCCCUCCCAAAGGGCAGAUGAUUGUAUUUAUGUAUUAGACUGCACCUGGGUCUUUAUUUGCCCAGUCCAUCUUUCUCUGACGUCAGUCUUGGAGUGGAGAUUAUUGAGCUCUGCCAGUCAAAGCAUGAAAUUAUUCAGAAGAAAUCACCCUCUCUCAUCUUCAGCUGUUUCCCCCUCAGGGAAGUGACAGCUAAUCUGAACUGCUGACAACGUGGAGACAGAAUAGCUUGAUAGCCUUUCCUCUUGUGUUUCUAUCAGAUUUCCUGCAUGGUGACUGACCAGCGAUGGGAAGUAACAAAAGAGCAUGUCUUCAAAUGCUGUUCUGGGGUUUUAAUUGUCUUGGAUAUUUCGAUGGUCAGUUGCUUUCCACAGUAUUACAUUUUUGGAGGGAUAUAUUGUGUCUUUUACUGCACUACAUUGAUUUUAUAGUUAGAGUUAACAGGUUGCUUUGAAAAUGUUCUGUAUGAAAUGAUCAGAUUUUUAAAAAUACACCAUUUAAAUAAUACUAAGUGGUUACCACAAGUAAA
Xiphophorus couchianus (Monterrey platyfish) is the source of this 9780-nucleotide messenger RNA. It is a transcript of the gene efna2a, whose product is annotated as ephrin-A2a. Gene Ontology annotation, cellular component: plasma membrane. Gene Ontology annotation, molecular function: ephrin receptor binding. The record is from RefSeq and is a predicted model, not a curated record. The transcript has 4 exons. Lineage: Eukaryota; Metazoa; Chordata; Actinopteri; Cyprinodontiformes; Poeciliidae. Gene Ontology annotation, biological process: osteoclast differentiation; axon guidance; ephrin receptor signaling pathway. Bases 5529 to 6155 code for a protein of 208 amino acids.